This is a messenger RNA of Adineta steineri, 1563 nucleotides long. Lineage: Eukaryota; Metazoa; Rotifera; Eurotatoria; Adinetida; Adinetidae. The record is from the annotation of a GenBank genome assembly.
AUGUCACCUAGAAAAACUGACAUAACUAAUAAACGAUCAAUAUUUUCUGCUGAAGAAAAACGAAAUAUUAUAAUUUAUAUUUUUGGAAUUAUAGUUUAUAAAUUCGGAUUAGAAGCAUUUAAUGGUUCGAUUAUUACUCUUGCUACGAAUCGUUUUGAUCAAGAUGCAUUGAAAAAUCAAAUACCACCAAAUACAUUUCAAAAAGUUGGAUUAGUUGCUGGUUUGAAUCAAGCAUUACAAUGUUUUGGUGCUAUACUUAUUUCUCCUCUUAUUAAACAUUGGCCUACACGAACUGUCUUAUCCAUUGCAAUUUUUAUUUUUGCGUUAUUUACUGCGAUCUUAAUUAUUCUUGAUUCAGCUACUGGUGGAUAUAUAAAACCAAGAAAUUUUAAUUCAACUAACAAAAAUGAUUUUAGUUACUAUGGUCAAUAUAAAUCUGAUUGGAUUAUAUUAAUAUUUGGCAUUACUGGUAUUGUUUAUGGAACAGUUGAAUCAAUUCAUCGUGUUAUUCCAACAGAUAUUGUUGGUAAUCAUGUUGAAAAAUUACAAAAAUUUGAUGCAUUAGUUCAUAUUUUUUAUGCUAUUUCUGGAACUAUUGGAGCGUUUGUUACUGGGCUUAUCCUAAUACCAAAACUUGGAAAUAAUUAUGCUAUUAUUAUUACACCAAUUUUAUUUACUGCAUCAGGAAUGAUAUGGUUAUUUAUGAGUUCUCUUAAGAAAAAAAGAACUAAACAUAAUGAUCAAAUUAUUUCUAAUAAAAAAAAAUCAAAAUCAAAAUCAAAUUAUUUUACAAUUAUUUUUAAAAAACUUAUUGCAUUCGGACAAUCAAUAUAUAUUGGAGGAAAAAUUAUAUUUACUAAUCGACAAUAUAUUUGGUUAUUUAGUUGUUAUUCAUUAACACUCUAUGCUCAUCGAUAUCUUGAAGAUGGACUUGCUCCACAAGUUGCUAAAAGAUAUUUAGGUAAUUCUGCUUGGUCAGAAAUCAUUAUAGGUGGUUCGAAUUUUGGAGAAUUACUUGGUUCUUUUUUUAUUUUAUUUCUAUCUAAAUCCAUUCGAACUCCUAUACCUUGGUUAAGAUUAAGUGCAUUAUUAUUAUUAAUCAUUUGGUAUCUGCCAUUUUUUAAUCCUCCUGUUAAUAGUAUUAAAUUUGCUUGGAUUGUCGCUCUAACGUUUAUUCCAAUAUCGUUUGGAUGGGCUGCUAGUGAUGUUGCAAUUGCUGCUCAUAUACAAUCAUCUAUAACACGUCUUGAACCUUUAUAUGAAGAUGUAUCUGUACUUGGAGCUGUUAUGUCAUUUCUUUAUUCAUCUUAUAUUAUUAUUUAUGCAAUUGCAAAUCCAUUUCUUGGAAAAUUUAUUGAUAGUGUAUAUAUUAAAAGUGGAACAAUACGGCCAGCACUUGUUUAUACUGCUGGUGUUCAGUUUACCGUUAUUAUGGUAAUUGUUUUAGCAUCAACAUUUAUUCCGCCAGGUGCAUUUUCAUUUAACCCUGUAAUAACUGAUGAAGAAGAAGAAACAUCUAGUAUAGAUGAUGAUAUUGAUAAUUCAGCUGUGUUGAUUGCUUGA